UGGGUUGUCAGUCAGUGAGCGGAGGGGGAAGAUGGCUCGCCGGGACCCGUUCUGCUAGGAAGAAGGGGGGCAGGUGGUGCUGCUACUCAGGAGAAAGCCGAGCAGCGGCCGUCGCUGUCGCUGCGAGCUAGACAAGUGGAGGUUCUGGACGUGGAGCUCGGGGAGUCACUCUGGGUGAAGUUUUAGAACAGAUGUGGAAAGAUGUUCACUUCAGAGAAAGGGGUUGUGGAGGAAUGGUUGUCAGAGUUUAAGACACUACCAGAAACAUCUUUACCAAAUUAUGCCACAAAUUUGAAAGACAAGAGUUCUUUAGUUUCAUCUCUCUAUAAAGUUAUCCAGGAGCCACAAAGUGAGUUGCUAGAACCUGUCUGUCACCAGCUCUUUGAGUUCUAUCGCAGUGGAGAGGAACAGUUGCUUCGAUUUACUCUGCAGUUUCUUCCAGAACUGAUUUGGUGCUACCUUGCGGUCUCAGCCAGCAGAAAUGUGCAUAGCAGCGGAUGCAUUGAAGCUCUUCUUCUAGGGGUUUACAAUUUGGAAAUAGUUGACAAACAGGGACAUAGCAAAGUAUUGAGUUUUACGAUUCCAUCUUUAUCUAAACCAUCUGUAUAUCAUGAACCUUCCAGCAUUGGGUCCAUGGCUCUGACCGAGAGUGCACUAUCCCAGCAUGGUUUGUCAAAAGUUGUAUACAGUGGACCUCACCCCCAGAGGGAGAUGCUGACAGCACAGAAUAGAUUUGAAGUGUUGACAUUCCUUUUGUUGUGUUACAAUGCUGCCUUAACGUAUAUGCCCAGUGUUUCUCUUCAGUCGCUGUGUCAAAUUUGUUCCAGAAUCUGUGUUUGUGGAUAUCCCCGGCAACAUGUAAGAAAAUACAAAGGUAUAAGUAGCAGGAUACCGGUUUCUUCAGGAUUCAUGGUACAGAUGUUAACAGGGAUUUAUUUUGCCUUUUAUAAUGGAGAAUGGGAUCUAGCUCAAAAAGCAUUGGAUGAUAUUAUAUACAGAGCCCAGCUAGAAUUAUAUCCAGAGCCAUUGCUGGUUGCUAAUGCAAUAAAGGCUUCAUUGCCUCAAGGUGCCAUGAAAUCUAAUAAGGAGGGUACAAGGUGUAUUCAAGUUGAAAUCACACCAACUUCCUCUAGAAUAUCAAGAAAUGCAGUAACCAGCAUGUCAAUAAGAGGUCAUAGGUGGAAAAGACAUGGAAAUACAGAAUUAACAGGUCAAGAAGAAUUGAUGGAGAUAUCUGAAGUUGACGAGGGAUUUUAUUCCAGGGCUGCGUCUAAUACCAGCCAGUCGGGUUUAUCAAACAGUAAUCACAAUUCUAGUAACAAGACAAGUGUAGGAAAGACUCAGAGACGGUCAGGAGGAAGCAAAACUGGAGGAAAAGAGAAAGAAACUGCAGGGGAGUCUUGCAAAGAUCACUUUGCUCGAAAACAAACUCAGAGAGCCCAAAGUGAGAAUCUUGAGCUUCUGUCUUUGAAGAGACUUACGUUAACAACCAGCCAAUCCCUGCCUAAACCUAGUAGCCAUGGUUUGGCUAAGACGGCCACAACUGUAUUUAGUAAAUCCUUUGAACAAGUCAGUGGUGUCACAGUCCCACAUAACCCAUCACCUGCUGUUGGCUCUGGGACUGGGACAGAUGCCAAUAGGUUUUCUGCUUGUAGUCUCCAAGAAGAAAAGCUUAUUUAUGUUUCUGAAAGGACUGAACUUCCAACAAAGCAUCAACCAGGUCCGCAGAGACCUCCUAGUAUUAGCAUUACUCUGUCUACAGAUUAAUUUGUAAUCAUUUUCUUAUGUAACCAGUGAAUCUGGAAAUACGACUGCUUCUUUGUGAAAGUGCCCAGGGCCUUUCAUUCCUGUUCCUGACAGGAGCCCUGAUGGCUUAAAGUCUGACGCUACUUUGACUUUAUGAAGGGAAUAAUGUCUAGGUGGCAGUAAGUUGAAAUAGUGGUUUUGUUAUUCCCCUUGAUUUGAGUCUUUUUUCUGUAUUGGUUUCUGUUGCCCUAAGAUUGUCAGUGUGACAAUACAUUUUGGCAGAUUGUCAUAUCAGAUUGGUUACAUCUCAUGUGAGGUUGUUAGUUUUUUUUUUUUUUUUCUUUUUUAAUAACUCCUAUUUUGGUAGUGUAUGUUGGGCCUUCAGAGUAAAAGGGAAUCUCCAUGUAUGGGAACUGUUUUUUAAAGGACAAGGCAGAGGUGUAACUCCAGGAAUUCUACAGCUGGCUGUUCCGCAAGCCAGUCUGAAAAUCAGGCAUGUGAAAAAGCAAAAAUGAUGUGUAUGGAAAGUCCCUGAUAAAAAUGUUUGUAACCAGAUCAUCUUUAAGAUCAGUAGAACAGUUUAUGUAAAGCACUGGAAAAUGCCUGGUAACUCAGUAUGUAGAUUAUUAUAUGAUUCCAGAGGAUGGAUAGAUGGAUUUCUGUUGUUAUCUUUGGAACAUUUUUAUAUCAAAAAUCAGAUUGCUAGUAGAUGUGUUGUUUUGAAGUGUUUGAUCUGGAUUGAGCAGGUAAAAAUCCCUUUCAAUUCUUAAGAUGUAAUAGGCCAUAAAGCUGACUUACCCUGCUGGUUGGCUUCAGAAAUCCUAAUUAGUUUGGAUUCCUAUAAUUCAGAGAACACAUCACUGAAGACUUCCUGGAAAUCGUUGUAAACCUUGCAACACAGCUCUCAAGAUACCAGUGUCAACCAUGUAAUAUUGAAUUGUUUGUCUGCAAAUGAAGGAAAUUAGGUAAUUUUUUCAUCUAUAAAAUGUCAUGAAAGAAAAUAAAUAUAGUGAAAUAUGGACAAAGGACAAUUAUGUAUUAACUAAUUUAGGGUUAUUUAUGUUUGUGUUCUUAAAUUUAAAAUGACAAAAUAUGGAAAAAUCUAAAUGUGUUUCUUGUUUUGUGAACAGGCCUAUUUUAAAUGUUCUUGUUAUGACAGAAAGAAUAAUCAAUGUAGUUACCCCCAAUCAAAAAAUAAAAAUAAAAAAGACAAUAUGGCAGAAAAGCUAAACAAACUUGUAUGUAGCUAUAGAGAACUAUGUGACCUCUAGAUCAACGUACAAGUUUGGUGUUUGCUAGUGGUGGUCAUCUGAGCUAUGGUUGAGGUUCCUUGAAAAUCAAGAAUACAUAGGUAAUAAUUCAGAGUGAGAGAGAAAGCAGGGCUGAGGAGGAGAGUAAGUUAACUGGGGAGGAAGGCCUAGGGGGCUGUCCACUUGGUCUCUUUCACUGUUAGUACAUGGUGGUUUCCUUAUUCACAGUCCCUAGCUAUGGUCACACAGAGAAAAUGCUAGUUUUCCUCUUGUACCUGCUUAUGAAGAGCUCAAAUAUGUGAAAAAUUUGUAUGUCUUGAAGAGUGCUAACGCAUGUACACUAUGAAUGCAGUUUUGACCAUAACUGCUUUGGCUACCAUUUUAAAUCUAAUUCUUCAAAAAACAUGAGCUAAUUUUCAUUCAUUAACCCUGAAUAGAAUAUGACUUUUAACAUAAGUGAAUUUGAUUUUUUUAGUUCCAGUGAUAAAAAUGGAAUAAGAUCUACUAGCAUAAAUUGUAGCAAAAAAAAAAGUAAGGCAACCAGACAGUGAAAGUUGAUGUAGUAUUAAUUUAAUAGGAAUCCUGUGUACAAUUUAAAAUAUUUGUAAAAUGUCACUGUGAAUUUCCUAUUGUCUUUUUAUAAUCCUUUAACAAAGAAUUUCCCCUAGGCAUAGCUACUAACAGUAUUAAUAGUCUUAGCUAAUUUAAAAGAUUGGCAUUUUAAGCAAGUUAAGGUGCUUAGGAAACAUUGUAGAGUAAGUUUGAGGAAACAUUAGCUGGCACAAGUGAGAGACCAGAUUUUAAUGUUUAACCACUGUAAUGGAACCUCAUUUUGGUAAUAUUCUAGAUCAUUGCUACUCCUGUGGUCUGAGGACCAGUAGGUAGCAUUGGCGUCACCUGGCAUCUUGUUAAAAAUGCAGAAUUUCAGAGCCACCCCAGAUCUGCUGAAUCAUAAUCUGCAUUUUAACAAGAUCCUCAAGUGAUUUUUAUGCACAUUAUUGUUUAAGAAGAGAGUAUCAAAGUCCAAGCAAAUCACUUACCUAAUAUUUAGAAUUCUCAGUGGUCUCACAACCCUAGAUCAAAUGUUAGAUAUUAGAUCAUUGUAGUCAUCAUUGUUUUUAACAGCUAAUUAAUUUCUUAAUAGUGUCAACGAUACUUCUUAAGUCCUCUAAUUCUAAAUUUUUAAUGAUUCUUAUUUAUUUUUACAAUAAAAAUGUAACAUUUUGUAUUUUUCUUGUUAACCAUAAAUGGAAUCAAAGCUUGUAAAUGCCUACAAUUUUAAGUAUGAAAGGGGUACUACCCUUGUACACAGUGAACAACAAAUCUGCAUGUGUAUAUUCUUUUAAAAACUCUGAAGGCUUACUCAGUGGAGCAGCUCUGAAUUUUUGCUCCAAGUAAUUUACACCAGUUGAUUUUCUGGAGUGUGGAGUUAUGUUAACAGUAAAAUUAUUUUUUGGUACCUUUGAUACUAUGUCAAAUAAGGAUUAUACAUUUGAAAAUUUUUAUAGCAAUUAUAAAUUUUGGAUAAUACUUACUAUGGUAAUAAUUGUAAUUAUCCCUACUACUGUCUUUCCACUCAUCUUUCCAAAUUUGAAGGUUAGGGUGGCUUUUGUAGGUCAUUUUCUCAUGAAGAGGCUGAUGUGACCAUUUAGUCACAGACUGCCUAUACAUUCAGAAUAGUCCCUUUUAUCACAAGAAGGAUUCUGCACAAAAUCAGGGUCUUGUACCCCAUAGCUCACAGGAUCUGAGCAGAAGUUUUGGCUCUAUUCCACACUUUAAACCUCUGGAAAUUCUUGAAAUUACCCAACCUCUUGUUCUUCAAAUACCCAGCUGUCUGGGGUAUUCUAGUGAAGCUGGAUCCCAGAAUUUGCCUUUUGAAAUCCAAGUGGGGAGAGAAACGAAGUAGACUUUUCAGGGGAGUGUCCCAGAGGACCCAGGGCAAGUGAGUACCCUGGAAUUCCUUGUACAGCAUCAUGGAACUUUUUAAGGCAGCUCUGUAGACUUGAAGAGCAGCAAUUCUCAAUUCUUAAAUGAUGGCAAAUUGUGUUUUGAAAAAGCAAGAAUUUCAUUGCCCUUUUCAAUUAUGGAGCAACUGUUUAGCAAACAUCACUCAUUUAAAAACAAAAAGUUGAAUUGAAGGGAAAUAUAUUUUUAAACCAAAAUAGAUAAAAAUGAUCCCAGUUUUAAGGGAUUUUGGCUAUUUUGGAAGAAUAAAAAUGUUAAAACUUUUACAUUUGAAUUAUAGAAACAAACGUACUCUGAGACAUAAUUUUAAACAAAUGUUUAAAAUAAGGCUGUUUAACACUUGAGUCUCUAGGCACGAUAAAUCUACACUUUAUUAAAGGGAAGCACAUCAAGGAAAUAUAGAUGUUAAAUAAUGUAACUGAAAAAAUAUUUUUAAGAAGCCAUUUAAAAAGAAGAAUAAUUUGAUGGGUAGUUAAAUUAAGCAUUGUAGAUAGAAAUUAAUGUAUAAUAAUGUCUUCCCAAUCUUUGGAUAAAAUUAAAACUCACUAGUCCUUUAAUUAGCAUGAAUUUAUACUUUUAGAUUUGUUGCUUAGUAAAAUUAUACUCAGUACUUUGAGUUAUUCACAUUUAUGUUUAAUACUGUUAAAUUCUUCAUCAGAGUACAUAAAUACGUUGUCUUCUAUACUUUGUAAUUUGUGCAUAUCUAAAGAGACUAGCAGUGAACAUUUUGGAAGAUGUUUUUGUGUUUUUUUAUAGUAGAGUUCUAGAGUAUCUGUGUCUUGAUAUGAAGUUUCUACUGGUAAACUCAAGAUCCUCUUUUGCACACUGUUGCUUUCUCUUAUGUGCAGUUUAUUGUGUACCUCUUAUCUUUGCUUCUAAUCGUGUAGUGAUACUAAUCUUUUCAUAGUAGAUAUACUUGUUUCUAAUUGUGUUCCUAGAGUUUACAUUCCUAAAGGAUAAACUAUGACUUUGGAUAUUUUUAUGUGCUCUCUACCUUUUUAUGGCUAUGGAAAUAAACUGGAGUUUAGUUUUUCAAGUUUUGUAUUUUUGUGUAAAUGUUCUCCAUAUGCAAUACUUAUACAGCAGUGUUGCCUCUUGUUUUAUUGAAAUAAAAAUUGAA
Messenger RNA from Diceros bicornis minor, 6081 nucleotides. It is a transcript of the gene HYCC1, whose product is annotated as hyccin PI4KA lipid kinase complex subunit 1. Bases 202 to 1767 code for a protein of 521 amino acids. Gene Ontology annotation, biological process: protein localization to plasma membrane; phosphatidylinositol phosphate biosynthetic process. Lineage: Eukaryota; Metazoa; Chordata; Mammalia; Perissodactyla; Rhinocerotidae. The transcript is spliced from 11 exons. The record is from RefSeq and is a predicted model, not a curated record. Gene Ontology annotation, cellular component: plasma membrane.